Molecule: messenger RNA, 3648 nt
Organism: Bursaphelenchus xylophilus (pine wood nematode)
Lineage: Eukaryota; Metazoa; Nematoda; Chromadorea; Rhabditida; Aphelenchoididae
Source: the annotation of a GenBank genome assembly
AUGGUAAGUUUGGGGGUAAAAUACGACGUCGGAGUUCCACAUUUUGUGACUCUUAUAAGUAAUCAACGAAGAGACUUUGUAAGGGAUUUAUGAAAAAAAAUUUGUCGAAAAACGUUCAUUUUUUUUGGCGGUAAAUCCGACAAAGAAAUCUCAAAAUUUUCACAAAUUUUGUUCAAUUUCAUAAACUCCUGGGACUUUAAUCGAACAUUUUGUUCGAUUUUCGUCUUAUUUCCCCGAAACCGACCGAGUUUUCGAUAAAAAAAAAAUUUGAAUUUUCAAAUUUAAAAAAUUUUUGAAAUUCAUUUUUUUCGCCAAAAAAUUCAUUUAAAAAAGUUUGAUAUCUCGUUCGGUUGUCUCAAAAAACUAUUCGGAAACCUCCGACAAGAUGAGCAUGGUAAGGGAAGAGUGAUUUUUUACGGUACGGUACCCGAUCCAGUGAGAAAAAACGUGCCAUUUCGCAUCCGGGAAGCAUCAAAAAUGUGGCAAAAUGCUUCCCUUUCCAAGUGAAAAAACUUCGUUUUGAAGGGCGCGCUUUUGAGAUCAGAGUUUUUUCUCUUGGAGAGGGAAGCAUUUUGCCACAUUUUUGCUUUCCGGAUGCAAAAUGGCACUUUUUUUGCCACUGGAUCAGGUUCCCCACUGUAAUUUUUACCCGUCUCCGCUCAAGUCCCCAUUUCCAGGCCGAACCUUCAACUCCCGUCGCGACGGCCUCGAUCACCACCCCAACACCGAUGACUCCGACCGAACCCGCGGAUCUGGCCGUGGAUAUGGUGGAGAGGGUCCGCUCCCUCAGCUAUUACCACGGCCUUCUCGGCCGCCACGACGUGGAGCCGUUGCUGAAGGCGGAAGGGGACUUUUUGCUGAGAAAAUCCGAGGUCAAAGGCCAGAUUGUGAUCACGCUGGCUGUGCGCGCGGCCAAAGGCAUCAAGCACUUCUUGCUCAACCAGAAUGAGCAGAAUCAGUUUUAUUUCGAGUCGCAUUUUGUAAGCGUUUAUAUUGUUGUAGGCAUCGAAGGUAAUUUUAAAAAUUUUCCUCGGAAAUUAGCGAAGUUAAGAAAGUUUCUGCCUUUUUCGGAAAGCCAAUGGCAGUUCACGUUAUUUGAACUUUCAAUUUUUACCUUGUCAUCAAUGGGUGACAUUUUAUACGCUAAAAACUGUCUUGGAAUGCUUUGCUGUUUUGAACGUAUAAGAUGUCGCUAUAGUUAAGCUGUUCUUCAUGGUUGUAAAAAGUAGUAGCCUAUGUCACUUACGACUUCUUCUGGUCAUGUCGGCCUAUAUUGCGAUAUUUUAUACGAUGAAAACUGUUUUUGAGUGUUUUGUAGUUUUUAUCGUAUAAAAUGUCACUGUAGUAAAAGGGUUGCUGUAUACGACAUUCCAGCCAAUUUAAAAGCAAUUUUUCGUAAUUAAUUCAUUUGGCGACAUUUUAUACGAUGAAAUCUGCACAAAGGUUUCGUACAGAUUUUAUCGUAUAAAAUGCCCAUACUUCAAUUAUUAUUACUCUCAAAUAACGUGCAGGAACCCACCAUCAACGAGUUGAUCGAAUGGCAUGUCAAGAAUCAAGCGCCGGUCUCUCAGCAAUCGGGCGUCAAGUUGAAGAGUGCAGUCGAACGCCCACCAUGGCUUUUGAAUCAUGAUUCGGUGCGGAUGAGCAAAAAGCUGGGAGAAGGCGCCUUCGGAGAGGUCUACAUGGCCGUCUACACCUCCGACGGGGUUCCGCAGAAGGUCGCGAUUAAGACGAUUCGCGGCGAAGUCAGCCGGGAAGAGCGCCUCAAGUUCAUGAAAGAAGCCCGUUUGAUGAGGAAGCUGUCUAACAAGUAUAUUGUCAAAAUUUUGGGAGUUGCGGUAUGUUCUGCCUUAAUUUGAGAUUCUUUUCCCGAUUCUUGCAAGGUAUGACAAGUUAUACGAUGAAAAAGUUUGAAACAUCUUUUGUCGUAUAAGACGUCACCUAGGUUAGAGUGUGGUGUGAUAUUAGGGCUGUUGGAAGAUUAGGGCGUUUCAAUUACUGUUUUACUUUUUUGCAAUUCUUGGGGAUGUUUUAUACGAUGAAAAAUGUCUAGGAUUAUUUCUGCAAUUUUCAUCGUAUAAAAUGUCACAUAAGCAAAUAAUAUUUGGCCUGAUGAGAGUUUAUGCCAUUUUGAUUCAUAUUCUACAAGAUUUCGACUUUUUAUACGAUGAAACAUGUUUUGAGAAAAAUUUCCGGUUUCAUCGUAUAACAUGUCCCCUAUGCCUUUUUUGGUUUAUCGACUUGUGUCACCUUGUUUGUAGGUCCACGAACAUCCGUUGAUGAUUGUUAUGGAGUUGUGUUUGGGCGGCUCGAUGCUUGGGUAUUUGAGAAAACACAAGGGUCAGGAUAUUUUGAGUACCAAGCUCCGUUUCUGCUACGAAAGUGCGGUUGGACUGGCCUAUUUGGAGAAGCAAGGCUUUAUUCAUCGCGAUAUUGCGUAAGUUUCUCAAUUCAUCACAGAAAUUCGGAUUAUUUGCAUGAUUUCUCGAAAAAUGUGAAAUUUUUGGGUCUCACCACGAAAACCUGAGAACGCGAAAUUGAGUUGCGAAAAUUUCAGUGCCCGCAACUGCUUGCUCUCGGAGAAAAAUGAGGUCAAAAUCAGCGACUUUGGGAUGUCGGAUGAGCGGAAAUUACUGCAAGACGACAAGUUGGACAAGGUCCCGGUGAAAUGGCUGGCCCCCGAGACGAUGCAGAACAAGAUUUACUCGAACAAGACGGACGUCUGGUCCUACGGGAUCAUGGCGUGGGAGAUUUAUGCGGAUGGAGCCGAACCCUACCCGGGAUUGACGAAUAUUCAGACUCGAGCCAAGAUUAUCGUACAGAAUUACCGAAUGACCAUGCCUACUGUAAGUUUGAGGGAAAUUUUUGGGGUUACUGUAGUUUUAUUUGGGUUAAGGAGUGAUUAAGGGGUAAUAUAGGUGAUCUGGGGUUGAAAAUUUGGAUUUUUAAAGUUUGGGUUACUGUAAAAAAUUUUUGAAAAAUUACAGUAAGAAAUUAGUUAAUUUUGAAUAUAAAUUAAUAAAUAGUGGCCUUAAAGUAUUUUUGAAACAAUUUUAGAUGUUUUGAAGCCUCAAAUUUUUAUUACUUUUAUUUUGGAUUACUGUAACAAAAUUUAAUUUUGAAAAAUUACAGUAAGAAAUUAAUUAAUUUUUGCUACAAAUAGUGACCUAAAAUCAUUUUUAGAGGUACUUUUAGAUGUUUUGAAGCCUCAAAUUCAUAUGAUUUUUGAUUUAGGAUUACUGUAACAAAAUUUUGAAAAAUUACAAUUACAGUUAGAAUUAUAUAAUUUUGACUCUAAAUAGUGACCUAAAAUCAUUUUUAGAGGCACUUUUAGAUGUUUUGAAGCCUCAAAUUUUCAUCAUUUUUAUUUUGGAUUACUGUAACAAAAUUUUGCAAAACCGCAGUAAGACAUGUUACAGUAGGAAAAAUUUUUUAGAAUCGAAAAACUGGCUUCGAAAUAAACUUUUUGGAUUUUAAAAACCCAAAAUCCGGGUUACUGUAACAAAAUUUAUUUAUUUUUUAAAAAUUUGAUUUCAGGGUACCCCGGCGGGAGUCAUCAAAUUGGUUGAGAAAUGCUGGCUUCUCCAGCCAAACGAUCGUCCCAGUUUUGAGAGCAUCGUCAAGACUUUGGAGCCUCUGCUGACUUGA